Molecule: messenger RNA, 261 nt
Organism: Scheffersomyces coipomensis
Lineage: Eukaryota; Fungi; Ascomycota; Pichiomycetes; Serinales; Debaryomycetaceae
Product: U2 snRNP complex subunit YSF3
Exons: 1
Coding region: 1-261 (86 amino acids)
Biological process (GO): mRNA splicing, via spliceosome
Cellular component (GO): precatalytic spliceosome; U2 snRNP
Source: RefSeq, a predicted model, not a curated record
AUGGCAGAUAAAAUAAGAGAACAGAAUGAUUAUAAUCGACUUAAGGCAAAAUAUAUUGGGUUAGGAAAUGCCGAUACUUCAAGACAAGAAUUUCUUACUAAUAUUCAUCGUGAUACUUUAGCUUCAUUAAGUCAUAAUCAUCAAUUAUUAUUAUACAAUUCAAUUAUUUUAAAUCAAAAUCCAGAAUUAUUAAGACAAUCAUUAAUUAAAAAAAUGGUUCAACCUAUAAAAAGAACAGAAAAACGAUCAGAAAAAGACUAA